This is a messenger RNA of Lottia gigantea (owl limpet), 402 nucleotides long. RefSeq lists its product as hypothetical. The transcript has 2 exons. The annotation marks the transcript as partial. Gene Ontology annotation, molecular function: GTP binding; GTPase activity. The record is from RefSeq and is a predicted model, not a curated record. NCBI's taxonomy places the organism in Eukaryota, Metazoa, Mollusca, Gastropoda, Lottiidae.
GACGGCUUCCUGUUAGUUUAUUCUAUUAGUGAGAGGUUUAGUUUUGAAUCAGCUUUAAGAAUCAAUGGUGUACUACAGAAGGUCAGAGGCAAUUCUGAGACGCCUAUAGUAUUAGUGGGUAAUAAAACAGACAGAUCUGUAUGUCGAGAAGUAACUAUAUCAUACGGUCGAGAUCUAGCAUUCGAUCUUGGCUCAGCAUUUUACGAAACGUCGUGUUACUUCGACCCUGUGAAUAUUAAAAGUGUGUUUCAUGAUGUGAUAAGACAAGUACGGUGUGUUCGCAUGCGAUCGAGGUCUAAGGAACAAGCGUGUACAACCGUUCGUGGCUUUAUACACAGGCUUAGCUUUAAAGGCAAAAGGAAAUCGUUAAAAUCGUCAUCAUCAUCUUCCAGUACGAGUUGA